Messenger RNA from Oldenlandia corymbosa var. corymbosa, 990 nucleotides. NCBI's taxonomy places the organism in Eukaryota, Viridiplantae, Streptophyta, Magnoliopsida, Gentianales, Rubiaceae. The record is from the annotation of a GenBank genome assembly.
AUGAGAGGAGAAGUGGAAAUACCGCUGAACAAGACGCAGAAGCUAAGACUGGAAAGAGCCCUCGAGAAGUUGGAAUCGAUUUCCUCUAAGGCCAAUCUUUCCGAUGCCUCCGUCACCGUCGCCGACGAAAUUUCCGUCAAUUACGAAGACGGCGUUCUCCAGGGGCAUGGGACGUCGGAGAUGAACGGACGCCUGGUGGCAACCGUCUGUGGAGUGGUUGAGCGGGUUAAUCGACUUGUCUAUGUCCGGGCUUUGAGGUCAAGGUACAAGCCUGAGACUGGUGAUAUCAUUGUUGGCCGUGUGAUUGAGGUGGCUCCUAAGCGUUGGAAAGUGGAGAUUAAUUUCAGCCAAGAUGCAGUUCUGAUGCUUUCUUCUAUGAACUUGCCUGAUGGCAUCCAGAGGCGGCGCACUGCAGUUGAUGAGCUUAACAUGCGGAGCAUAUUUGAAGAAAAUGACGUUGUUUGUGCUGAAGUUCGUGGUUUCCAGCACGAUGGAAGUCUACACCUGCAGGCUAGGAGUCAGAAGUAUGGCAAGCUGGAUAAAGGUCAGUUGCUGAAAAUCCCGCCUUAUUUGGUGAAGAAACGUAAACAACAUUUCCACCAUCUAAAUGACUAUGGAGUUGACUUGAUACUUGGCUGUAACGGGUUCAUUUGGAUUGGUGAACAUGUUGCUGCUGUAGAUGACAUGGUAGUAGAUCAAAUAAUCAAAUCUGAGCAACCAGAUUCCAAAGCAGGAGAUUCAGUAAACUCUGAUGAACAAGAACAGAGUUACACUUCACUUGAUAUUAGGCAAAAUAUCUGUAGAAUGGCAAAUGCAGUCAGAGUGUUAUCAUCUUUGGGUUUCAUGGUUACAAUGGAAGCAAUAGUAGAGAUAGUAAAAUUGAGCAACUCCAAGAAGUUCGAUAUACAUGAUAUGCUUGGGGCAGAAUUCUACGUUGUUGUUGCUGAGGAAGAAGCUACACGUCGAAGCUCUUCAAGUAAGAAGCGAUAG